CCGACUCCGUUUCUUCACCUUCGCAUUUAACUUUGGCAUUGAUUCUCCCAAGAUUUUUAUCAUGCACUCAUUUCUCAGCAAGACCCGACAACACCCGUUCCAACUACCUACUGAAUGAAAAGAAUUAGUUCACUGCUUAGAAACCAAUCAACGCAUACAAUGGCGGCACGGAAGGGCAUCAGCACCGUGUCCCGCGAUUACAAUGAAGCUCUCCGUCUGCUUUCGACACUUUACUCAAACCGCCAGGUCACGAAUCUUUUUGACAAAUCAAUCGCCGCGAAUGCCUCAUCUGUGCCACCAAAGGAUCCCAAUGCUUUAGCUAUUCCUGAGAUGCGCGAAUGGCUCCGACGUGCUGGAUAUGAACCCAAAGAUCUCGCACGUCUGAGACACAUUCACAUAGCCGGCACCAAAGGUAAAGGCUCUGUAAGCGCAUUUGCAACGGGUAUGCUACGGGAGUACGAGACUGUUGGGACUUAUACGAGCCCACAUCUCGUCAGUCCUCGCGAGCGCAUUGCUAUUCAAGGAGAGCAGGUUUCUCAGAAACUCUUCGCUGAGGCUUUCUUUGAGCUCUGGGAAAGGUUGUCUGAAGCUGCUGAGAAGGAUGGCAAAAGCCUCACCGAGUCCGAAGGACCUGGCUCAAAGCCAUUCUUCUUCCGCUUCAUGACGCUCCUUGCUUGGCAUAUAUUCCUGAGAGAAAAGGUCGAUAGCGUUGUUCUUGAAUGCGGUAUCGGCGGAGAGUAUGACGCUACAAAUGUGGUGCCUCCCGAGGCUGUUUCUGCUGCGGUCAUCACGCAGCUGGGUAUAGAUCAUGUCGCGAUGCUGGGCGACACGGUUGAGAAGAUCGCAUGGCACAAAGCCGGCAUUCUCAAGCCAGGUGUGCGUGGUUUCGUCCGACGAAUGGACGAGAAGCCUGGUGUGAUGCAAGUACUUCGACAACGGGCAGCAGAAAAGGGGGCUGAGCUCAUCGAGUUGGAUGACGCCAGGAUCGAACUAUGGGGAGGUGUGAAGGGAAGACUGCUCGGUGACUUUCAAAAGUAUAACCAAGCUCUUGCCGUUUGUGCUGUGAAACAACAUCUAGGUAUUUAUUUUGAUCCCAGGGACUUUUUUAUGAACAGUCAAGCAAGGAUGGACAAAGGGCUAUGGGACGCAAGUCUCAGAGGGCGCUGUGAGGUCAUUCAGCAGGGCCACAUUGGCUGGUACCUGGAUGGCGCGCAUACGAAGGAUAGCAUGUAUGAGGUCGCAAAAUGGUUCGCUUCGAAUGUCGAAAACGAUGAAUCCUCAAUUCUGGUUUUCAACCAGCAGGAGAGGGAUGCAACACAACUACUGGCAAUAUUGCUUGACACUGUUCAAGAAUUUACAGGGAGAGAAAACAUAUUCAGUCAUGCGCUCUUUACGAGGAAUGAUCAGGAGGGGCCUUCAACGGAUGAAGAAGCCAGAGAUCUGAGUGUGCAGACACGUGUGGCAAGGAUGAUGGCUGAGAGAGCAGCUAAUUGUGAGGUCAACACAUUCGACAAUAUCCAGGACGCUGUAUCUGAGGCCAGAAAAGUUGCAGGAUCCCAUCAGAAGGUUUUAGCAACAGGGAGCAUGUAUCUCGUAGGGGGUGUUUUACGAGCUUUGGAGCCUGAAGGAUUAUUAUAAAUAUAAAUACUCCCUGGUGUGCCGGCCAAAUUAGAUCGUUCUAUUAUCAUCAAAUCAUAGAGCAUCCGCCUUUUCCAGUAUGCCCAAGGCACCACCAACGAGAUGCAGGCUUCCCGUGAUAAAUGCCUCCACCGUCUCCCCCUCUGUGAAAUCCUCUCCAAGGUGUCGGACGUAGUUAAUGGAUUGCUCGAUUGUGGGCAUGACUUUUACCGUGGCUGUGGGAUCAAGGGACAUCCACUUAUCCGCAAACCGUUGCUGAACAGUCAUCUUAUCGAUCUCAGCAGGGUCGAAUUGACGGUUGAUAAAGUCACGCUUGUAGCCGGAUGCGGCAUAGGUGACGUUUGUGCAGAAGAUGACAUGGUCAAAUGCUGGCUGUCCUUCUCGUCUGGUCGCCUUGAAGACGGACUCGAGAAAGUCGACAGCUUCGGAGCGGCCUUGUUGGUUGAAAAUCAUGACACGCAUUCCAUUGCUA
Fusarium verticillioides 7600 is the source of this 2110-nucleotide messenger RNA. RefSeq lists its product as hypothetical. Gene Ontology annotation, molecular function: tetrahydrofolylpolyglutamate synthase activity; ATP binding. The record is from RefSeq and is a predicted model, not a curated record. Gene Ontology annotation, cellular component: mitochondrion; cytosol; cytoplasm. The transcript has a single exon. The coding region runs from base 115 to 1638 and encodes 507 amino acids. Gene Ontology annotation, biological process: tetrahydrofolylpolyglutamate biosynthetic process. NCBI's taxonomy places the organism in Eukaryota, Fungi, Ascomycota, Sordariomycetes, Hypocreales, Nectriaceae.